Monomorium pharaonis (pharaoh ant) is the source of this 2291-nucleotide messenger RNA. RefSeq names its product 70 kDa peptidyl-prolyl isomerase. Gene Ontology annotation, molecular function: protein binding. Bases 352 to 1242 code for a protein of 296 amino acids. NCBI's taxonomy places the organism in Eukaryota, Metazoa, Arthropoda, Insecta, Hymenoptera, Formicidae. The transcript is spliced from 2 exons. The record is from RefSeq and is a predicted model, not a curated record.
UCCUAUGCUUCCAUAACCUCUCUAGGCGAUCGACUUAAAUUGAACGAAGACUGAAAACAAGAGAGUUUGUCCGUGAGGUUUGGUCAAAUUCCACCCCUUGCGGGUCUCGUCUUUUUUUUUCUCUCUCGCUCACGUGUUAUACUUUCUAAAAGAUUGUUCACGCAACCAUCUUAUUCGUUGAAUUGCAACAUUGCAAGAGACUUUUUGUUUUCUAAUUAUUGUUCUUGUAUCACACAAGACUGUAGUGCCUAAUAGUCGUACCGUUCUCUGUUAUCUCAUCCGAAGACUGGAAUCAAAUUAACAAAACUGAACUGAUUAAGACAAGAAGAAAUCGAUUGCCUAUGAAGCAUCAUGAUGCCUCAGUCGUGGGAAUCGGCGGACAAGAGCUUAAAAAAGAACGUGUUAAAGCCUGGAAUAUUUAUCAAGAAACUAACGGAAGGCUCCACGUGCACCGUUAUCGUGGAAAAUAUAAACGUGUUUGGGACAUCUGAAGCGGAUUUAAUAGAAAAAUAUCACACCGUUAUCCUUGAUGGCGAGCGCAAAAAGAUGCUGGUGAUAGGGGAAGCUGGUUCAGAGAUAGAUGAAAAAAUUGAGAGAGUACUUUGCAUGAUGAAUGUUAACGAGAAGAGUCUUAUUACCAUUGUCGUGUCUCCAAAGCAAUUGGACAAACCUGUAGUUAGUAAUAAUUCUGUAACAGUCAAGUUCGAAAUCACAUUGAAUCACUGUAAUCGUCACAAACCAGUUUGGCAAUGGCACACAAAGGAAAAAUAUGAGGUGGCUUUGAGAUAUAAAGAGAUAGGCACCGAAUUGUUUAAGGACUCUCGAUUCGUGGACGCGUUUCACAAGUUCAGCAAAGCUUGUAAGCUUCUAAUAACGCUAGAGCCGAUUGCAGACUUGAAACUAGACAAACAACUCGAGUGUAAUAUUAAUGACUUGAGGCUUACAUUGUACAACAACAUGGCGAUAUGUCAACUGAAACGUAAGAACUAUCAAUACGUCAUUACAUUGUGCACCAAGGUGUUGAAUAAGGAUAGUAAUAACGUUAAGGCCUUGUACAGAAGAGGAGUAGCAUAUGGUAGCAUGGGGGACAAUGAAAGGGCUAUUGUAGAUUUGAAGGUGGUACUCGCUUUAGAAUCCAGUAAUCACUCAGCCAAAGAACAACUCGAUGUUUAUAACACUAGAUUGCAAAAAUCAAUUCAGAGAAGUAAAAAUAUGAUGAGAAGAAUGUUUAAGACUUACUAAUAAUUUUUAAGUAUUUCUUAACUAUACAUAUGCUUUUCUAUAAUUUAAUAUCCAUGUUACAUAAAAAAACAAAGUAUAUUUUAUAAAUAAAAAAGUAUAAAAUGUUUUUAUUUCUAUCUGUUGUAACUUAUUAUCUUAAAGCUAUUAUCACUAUCAUGUGUAAAUUACCACAUUAGUGUUGUACCUCUUAAAUCAAUAGUUUUAAUUAAAAAGUUGUACUAUGUGAGGUUACAGAUGUACAAUAUAUAUAUUAUUUAUUUCUCAUAAUUUUUUUAUUACAAUUUUUAUUAGUAUAAAAUGGAUAACUGAAAGAAUUAUAUGUGCAGUAAAUAUACAUAAUGCAUCCUACACAAGUUUUUUUUAUUAUACAAAACUUUAAUAGAGGUAACUUUCUUAAUAGCCACGUCUACAAAUUAUUCAAUAGUGUCAUGUCUGUAUAUUUUUAAUUAUAUCACAACUGUAAAUUAUGUAAGAUAUUACAAGUUUUUUCAUACAAAUAUUAUUAUCUGUAAAUGACUUGGACAAUUUGUUAGUUUAAUCGUUAUAUGUUUGUCAGUUUCCUAAUUAUUUUAUAAAGUUGCAUAACAAUAUAACUGUUCUAAUAUGAGAAAAAAAUAUUUAAUAAUAAUUGAUGUUACAUAUUAUCUCAAGUUUGAAGUACAAUAUUGUGAUAAAGAACAAAUAGUCUAAAUAUAAAGUACAAUUGUUGAAUUUGAUCACAAACUUGGGUUAAUAUGUAGUCUUGUGCUAAACUUAUUCAUAUAUAAGCCUAUGAAAUUUAAAAGAAAACUUGAGGAAUUCUAUAAAAUUAGUAAAUAAAAUUUAGCACACAGAAUCUUGGUAACCAAAAAUUAAAUUUUAAUGGCACCUCCAUAAUCAUUCUGCUGUUAUCCUACAUACAUGUAUACCCCAUUUUGUAUAAAAUAUUGUACAAUAAGAUGACGAUUAUACGGCUAUAUUAAUAAUACAAAAUUCUUUACUGACUCAACUAUUGUAUUGUAACUCAAUUAAUAAAACAAAUAUAUUAAUAAAGAAUAUUUUUUAAAAAA